AUAGUGAUUCGGUGCGCCCAAAGAAAGCAACGUUGAGAACGUUACCUCCUUCAAUAAUUUUUGCUCGGCUGCGUCCGAGCCAAAAACCAAUAGAUACUUUGAGAAAACUCUAGCUAGAGAGCUGGCUAAAUUAUUAUCGCGGAAAAUCGCCAAUAUUGUGCAAAAAACUGAACAGCAACCAACAACAUGUGAAUUAUUGAUAAACUACAGGCCUACAAAGCAGUUGAAACACUUGAGAAAAAAAAGGCAGACAGCAAAGAAAAAAACGAGCAAAAACGUGAAAAGGAAAUUUCAAUUAGUGUUUAUUGAAAUUUAUUAAGCGAGAUUUAAGGCGUUGUCAUUUUUAUGAUAGCUUUUAUGAGCCCAACAAAAGUCUAUUCAAAUCAAACGCUUGUGAUCAAAACUUAACUCUAUCAAAUUAAUUGUGAUAAUAAAUCUAGUUAGACUGAUUAAAGUAGAGAUUAGCCAACCAAGAUGACGCCCAGGCUUAUAACAUAUAUUCUGUGCGGCAUGCGCCAUCCCACAACUGGGCUGAACGAAGACGACCUGAGUCGUCUCACUGGUUCAUCAUCGUCGACGGCUUCGUGCGGCAGCGCAGCAUCCUCAUCAUCGUCCUCAUCCUCGUCGUCCUCGAAUCCCGCUGACCGGCAUGAGGUGGUCUGCAGUCCGGAAAAGCCAACGCCGACGGGCACGGAGAAGAGCCAACUGAACAGCGGCUUUAACUCCACCUACCUGCCGGAGAUCAUACAUCCGGCUCCGGAAUGGCAGAAGUCAUCGCGCAAGCGCAAGGAGCGCCUGGACAGCACCUCGGCCUUUGGCCAGGAUCGGAAGCUGCAGCGCAGCAACAGCGAGGAGCUGCUCACAGAACCGCCAGCCAUCGUGUCUUCCACGGCCCAAGCGGCGGCCGAACUUCUGGAGGCCCAGUGUGAAGUUAUUCGCCGGGUUUCUUCGGAGGAUUUCAAGCGCACGGCCAGUUACGCCAGCUAUCGGCAGGAGUUCGAAAGGGAGCAGGAGGAGUGCUCGGAGCUGGGUGAGAACAAUGCCUCGUUGGCGAACCUGCCGACAGGAGAAGCAGCCAAAGAGCGUCCUCGUCUGGAGACAAGCCCAGCUCGCCAGCCACCAAAGGAGGCUAGCGAUGACUCCGAGUGCGAGCACGAAAGGCGACGCAGCAGUGAGCGUUUCUGCAAGUCCCGCCAGCCGCCGGUGCGCAAGUCUGGGGUGGCCAAGAAGGGCGGCGGAGGCAGUGGCUCCAAGUAUCUGCCAUCCCGACGGGAUGAGCAAAGCGCCUACAAGUACGACUUGUCGGCUUUGAAGUACGAACGCAGAGGUUUCAUUAGCAGCAGGAAACAGCAGCAGAAUCAAACACAAGCAAUGCAGUCUGCUGCAGAUCACAACGACAACAACUUGAUAGACUUCCAUCAGCAGCAGAAGGAGCUGCAGUCGAAGAGGAGCGCCAGUAUUUCCCCCACACCCACCACGAGCUCCUCGGCGGGCAGCGAUGACAGCACGCCUACUUCCAAUGCGCCCGCGCCCAUUAAGGCCAAACCCCAGAGGCAGCAGCAGAGCCUGGAUCUCACCUCCGCGCAGGAGUCCCUGCCGUGGGAGCGUGGAGAUGAACCGGCACCCAUUCUGAGCAGAAGGUACGCCCACUCCCGACCACAUAUCGGUGGCAAUCUGGAUGCGGCCGCCAAACUGGCCAAGGUCAUGCCAUAUCCCCAGCAGUUUCCCAAGCAGGCAUCCACCGUGCAGCUGCACUCGGACAUCACCGACAUGGACUGCUGCCUGGAGCCCAUGGAUGCAGUGCGAGCGUUCAGUUCGCUGGAGAAUAUGCGAACCCGCGACGUUAUGCAACAAGUGUUGCCCGCCAUGAUGGGUGCAUUUCAAACGCCCGAGGAUCGAGUGAAGGCCAUCAACAGGCGCGUUACUGUGCUCAAGAAGAAACUGGUGCAGCUGGAGGAAUCCCUGGAGCAGCGACUGGGCUACCGGCCAUCGCAGGCGGAGCGAUUGAACGACAAGUACAUGAAGAACGCCCUGGCGGAGUUGAGCAAGCUGCGCAAGGAACGGCACGAGCUCAAGACUGAUCCCAUCGCAGCUCUGGGUCUGAAGGUGGGCAGCGGUGGAGGCGCCGGCAUCGGUGGCCAGGAGGUUGCCAAGAAGCUGGAGCGCAUGAAGGCCACCCUCGCUGAAAUCGAGCAGAAUCUGAACGAGAAACGCGUGAAUGGCCAUCGCUCUGAGCAGCUGGAGGAUCUGAAUGCCGACCAACUGGUGCAGGAGAAGAGCGCCGUGCAGCACGGACUGCUGUACUUUGAGAGCCUCUAUGGUCAUCCCAUUACCAAGGAGGAGCGCGAUGCUGCCCGGCCGCUCUACGAUCGCUACCGGCAGCUGAAGCGUCUGGUGUCGCGCACUGUGAUGUUUGGAGCGGGCACAGGGAUACCCGAGUUGCCCACAAUCCUGGAGCACGAGGCCAUGGUGUUCGAGGCCACUUCCACACCGCUGCAGUAUUCAUCGAACAACAGCACAGAGACCACCAACUCGCCCAGCGACUCGAAUGCCCCGAAUACUCUGACCCAGAAUGCCUCAUCCGACGAGUCGACGACCACCACCACGUUGACGGGUCCGGCAACGGGAAAUUCGGCCACAAGCCAGGAGAACCAGGCCGCCAGCGAGAAUAUCGCCGCACUGAGUGUGGACCAGCUGUGGGAGCAGCUAGAUCGAGCCCGCGAUGAGAAAUCCCUGCUAAAAUCCACCAUUCGGGAGUACGAGUCGCUGUUCGAGGAGCAGAAUGGACGCAAGAUGCUCAAGCAGGAUCGUCGCUCACUGGAGACGGAAACCUAUGCCCAGUACAAGGAGAAGAAGGCCAAGGUCCGACUACUGCAGGCCCUGAUCAAGAAGCAUAUUGGGCAUUAAGCUACGGCUACAGAUAUCCUUCUUCCAUUCAUCCACGCAUGCAAAACUAUUUAUUUCAUACCCAACCAAACAAAUACAGUCCUAGAUCUAUACAAAUUACAUGUAGUUUUUAGACUUAUAUUUACCAUAUAUUCUAUAAUGAUACAUUUUAUGAAUAUUGUUGAUUCCUUAUUGUUUUUUGAAAACAUCUAUUGAGUAAUUGUAAUAAAAGAAGAUUAAAUUUUAUGAGACAAAACGAAA
This is a messenger RNA of Drosophila sechellia, 3147 nucleotides long. Its product is annotated as protein FAM13A. NCBI's taxonomy places the organism in Eukaryota, Metazoa, Arthropoda, Insecta, Diptera, Drosophilidae. Bases 475 to 2907 code for a protein of 810 amino acids. The transcript has 3 exons. The record is from RefSeq and is a predicted model, not a curated record.